Molecule: messenger RNA, 7938 nt
Organism: Drosophila sulfurigaster albostrigata
Lineage: Eukaryota; Metazoa; Arthropoda; Insecta; Diptera; Drosophilidae
Gene: cno
Product: afadin
Biological process (GO): regulation of protein localization; signal transduction
Cellular component (GO): adherens junction
Molecular function (GO): cell adhesion molecule binding
Source: RefSeq, a predicted model, not a curated record
GUUCCAAUUCAGUCGUCGUCGCUUUCAAAUGUGCUACGCGCGUCGUUCGCGCUUUGUUCGUUUCACAAAUUCGUUGAGUUUCCAAGAAAAUAAUUGCAACAUCAACAUCGCAACAACAACAACAGCAGCAGCAACAACGCAACAAGUGUAAAAGUGUUGUGCACAUGCGUAUUUUGCAUUAAAUUUAAAAGAAUAUAUGUGUAAUUAUUUACAGUGCAAAACAAGUGUUGGCAAAAUAAAGUUGCUCUUUUCUGUUUUUAACAAAUAAAAUUGUAUUUUGCAUUCUGCGCGAUCUGCGCCGUGUCAAAAUGUGCAACAACAACGAAGUUUACAAAUAUUUAAUUGCUGCGUUAAUUUAAUUAAGCAGCAAAUUCGCUUUUUUACAAGUGGUGAAUAGUGAAAAAUUGAAAUCGAAAAAAUUGUUGAAUGUGUUUCUUUCUUUAUGCUGGGAUUAUAAUAAACGUGUUCUUUUGGAUUUAAAUCACACGGCAAAACGUGCCAAAAAGUUAGCCGGAGCUUCCAUCAACACACGCAGAGAGGAGGAGACACAUUAAAGAUCUAAACACUAGACACACACACACACACAACGAGAUAAACGACGUCACACUGGAGUCACAAAAACGAUAAACAUUCCAAAAAUUCCAAUACCUCUCCCUCCCCAGUUGUACAGUAUGUCACAUGAUAAGAAAAUGUUGGAUCGCGAGGCAGUACGUUCAGUGAUUCAGCAAUGGAAUGCCAACAGAUUGGAUCUCUUUGCUCUCUCCGAGCCAGACGAGAAUCUGCUCUUCCAUGGCGUUAUGCGGUUUUACUUCCAAGAUGCCGGCCAAAAAGUGGCCACCAAAUGCAUUCGCGUUGCCAGCGAUGCCACAGUCACAGAUGUCAUAGACACGCUCAUUGAGAAAUUCCGUCCGGAUAUGCGGAUGUUGUCGGUGCCCAACUAUGCGCUCUACGAGGUGCACGCCAAUGGCGAGGAGCGACGCUUGAAUGCCGAUGAGAAGCCGUUGCUUGUGCAGCUCAAUUGGCAUAUUGAUGAUCGCGAAGGUCGCUUCCUGCUCAAGAACAUCGACCAGAAGACGACACCGAUUGAGCAAUCAGACUUGAAUUUCAAGCGCAAGCUCUCGAAGCGCGAGAAGAAGGAGCAAAAGAAGAAGGAGAAGCUGGCCAAACUCAGCUCCGAUCUCCCCCAGUCGAAUGGCAGUCAACUGGGCCUAGGCAAUGGUAUUGGCAAUGCUGCGACGGCGGCACAUAUGAACGGCAAUGCGGGUGGCGGAGGCGUUGGCAAUGGCAACGAUGCUGGCGAUGCUGUCGCUGGCAAGCUGUACACAGAGCUGCCGGAGACGUCAUUCACACGCUCGAUCUCAAAUCCGGAGGCCGUGAUGCGUCGACGGCGACAGCAAAAGCUGGAGAAGAAGCUGCAACAGUUUCGGUCACGCGAUGGCGGUCCGGAUACGGGUGGCACGUUAAAAAUCUACGGCGAGAGCCUGUGCCAGGAUGUGCCUUACAAGACGCUGCUGCUGUCCAUACGGGACUGCGCCCAGGCGGUUGUCAGGGAAAUGCUCACCAAAUAUGGCCUCGAGAAGGCGGAUCCCUUGCACUAUUGUCUCGUUCAGGUGAACAGCGAUGGCACGGAGUAUAUACUUGACGACGAUGAGUGCCCUCUAUCGAUACUUAUGAAUCAUCCAACGUCACGCGGUUCCAUCAUGUUUCAUGUGCGACGCCGUCCGGCGGAUUCGCAGCCUCGUCGACGCAAGAAAAAACCUUUGGGCGCCGCGAAUGGUGCGAAUCACAUGUCAGGGGAUCGUGAAGGUCCCGUCCUCGUCGAGGUGACGCACAGCGGCGAUGGCGGACGCCGCAUAAAGCUGGGCAGCGAUCCGGUCGAGGUCGGUUCGGCCAACACGAAUUGCCUGCAAUUGUUUGGACCCUCCAUCCAGCCAAGGCAUUGUCUCAUCUCGUUGUUGGAAGGCGUUUGCACAGUCACGCCGCUGCACACGGAUGCGCUCACCUUUGUCAAUGGACAUCACAUUAGCCAGCCGACCAUUUUGCAUAACGGUUCGGUCGUCAUGUUCGGUCGCGUGGCCUCGUAUCGUUUCCUGGAUUCACCCACGGAUGGUCGCUAUAAUCUGGCCUUGUCUCAAUCCCAACUGGACUCCGCGUGUCUCUACGAGAGUCGGUCACCAACAUCGCCAGGAUCUUGGAACGAUGAGGAUGGCGCUCUUAGUUCGACGCACAAGAGCGAAUACGAGCAGCAUCAGCAGAUGAAUCAAUCCUCGGCGGUGUUUCACAACAACAACAACAACAAUGCCACAGAUCCACAGACACUGCACUCGUUGAGGGAUGUGGUGGAUAGUAAACAUGGCAGCCAGGAGCAACAGCAAGCGGCAGCUUCCUCUGGGGGCAACUAUGAUGGUCAGAGUCUUGAAGGUAAUCUGGAGAAUGAAAUUAAAUCAAUAUCGAGCAUGAAAUCCGGCGGCUCGAACAGUCAGGAGAGAUCACCCAAAUUGCCAGGCGCUGGCGGUCUUUUGGCCGGUGGCAGCGGCUCCGGCGAUAACCAAGGACAAGAGCCAAUUUUGCCAGCUGUUCUGGAGUUCCCCGAGACGCAUCAGGAGCUCUUUCUGCGCCACAUCAUCAGCGAAUUGGAUGUGAAUGUGCCGCACUUUAAAUUGGCUCCGGUUUACUCGCUUUACUUGUGUGCCAGAUACCGCGCCUCCACCCAUUACCGUCCAGAGCUGCAGCCGACGGAGCGCGCCCAUAAAUUAACGAUUUUCCUGCACCAUGUGGCGAAUCUGGUCUAUGGCGUUGUCCAGGAGCAGUACACGGAUCCCCGCAUCCUCGCCUUUUGGAUGGCGAACAGCUCGGAGUUUUUGCACUUCCUCAAAUCGGAUCGUCACAUCAGCGCAUUUAGCGUGCAGGCACAAGAAGUGCUCGCCGAGGCUGUGCAAACGGCAUUCCGCAAUCUUGUCAACUGCUUUCGCUUGGAACUGUCGCAGACGCUUAAUCAAUUCCUCUCCGAGACCAUUGACCACGACUCGGCGGCGGGAUUGGUGCUCACAGUCUUGGGCUCCGCAAUGGCUUUGUUGCGACGCUGUCGCGUUAAUGCUGCGUUGACUAUUCAGCUGUUCUCGCAGCUCUUUCACUACAUCAAUGUCAUCUGUUUCAAUACGAUUGUGGCCAAUUCGCAUAUGUGCACCGGGGAGUGGGGAAAAGUGAUGAUAGAGCGACUUCAGUUGCUGGAACUGUGGGCCGAACGUCAGGGACUGGAAUUGGCUGCCGAUUGCCACUUGGCCAAGAUCAAUCAGUGUGCGCAAUUCUUGCAGGCACCCAAGUCCUCGGUGGAAGAGAUUCAGCAAUUGUCGUGCUCCUGUUUCCGCCUGAAUUCGCUGCAGAUGAGUGCUCUGCUGCAGCAGGAGAAGAUUCCACGCAAUCUUGUCGAUACCGCUAUUCGCAUGGCGGAGUCUGUGGCUGACGAACUCACCCGUGCCGAUGGCCGCGAGGUGCGUCUGGAGGAAUCCCCCGAACUGCAUUUGGCGCUGCUCUUGCCCGACGAUGGCUUCAGCUGUGAUGUAGUGCGCGGCAUUCCCACCGGUCUUGUCGACUUCCUGAAUCCUCUGCAGCAGCAAGGCAUGUGCCGUCUGGCCGCUCAGCCCACGUCGAUUGGCCUCUGGACAGUCUACAUGCAUCAGUUUAAUGCGCGCAGUUCGAGCGCCAUGUCGAAUAAGCUGCCUCAGCCGGAGGUGCAGUUGAUAAAGCUGCACAAGAACAGCAAUGGCAUGGGUCUGUCCAUUGUGGCCGCUAAGGGCGCUGGCCAGGAGCGCUUGGGCAUCUACAUCAAGAGCGUGGUGCCCGGCGGAGCUGCCGAUGCGGAUGGACGCCUGCAAGCCGGCGAUCAGCUGCUGCGCGUCGAUGGCCAAAGCCUGAUUGGCAUUACACAGGAGCGUGCUGCUGAUUAUUUGGUGCGCACAGGUCCCGUGGUCAGUUUGGAGGUGGCCAAGCAGGGCGCCAUUUACCAUGGACUGGCGACGCUGCUGCAGCAGCCGAGUCCCGUCAUACAGCGUGGUAAUCGCCGCAUGUCCGAGCGCGAUUUGAGUCGAAUGGGGGCCGCCGAAUCGUCGAAAUCAUUGGGCGUCCUCGGUGGGCCGCUCAUUGCCAAUAGCCACACGAGUCACAGUCUCAACCAGCACCUAAAUCUGAGCAAUAGUAAUAUCAGCAAUAGCCACAAUCACAUCGGCAACAACAACAGUAGUAACAUCAUGAACCCCUUAGCUGCACACCUGCCCAAUAGCAAAUCGGUGCCGGCUCUGCAUCACCACACCGGAUCUGGCAACAUAUCGCUGGCCAAUUCCAAGUCACGCAGCACGCACAGUUUGCAUAACAAUGCCGGUGGAGGAGUAGGAGCAGGAGGAGGCGGAGGCGGCAUCGGAAUGGGCGCCAUCGGCACCGGAGGUCAACCAAAUGGCAUUCACAACAAUCCAAAUGCAAAUCCAAAUGCAAAUGGAAAUCUAAAUGGCAACGAGCAGGGCUUCUAUCAGAAUUUAAGCGUGUAUCGUGCACAAAAUCAAAGUCAACCGAUUCUCAAUGAGAGACCGGCGAUGUCAGGACAUGCCGCCAUGAACGCCUACAAUGGCAAUUCCCCCCAGCAGCAACAACAACAGUUGCAACAGCAACAGGCGUCUCCCUACCAACAGCAACAACACAUGCAGGUCGGAGGUAAUCUGCCAACGAGACCCGUGUCCGCCUAUUAUCACAGUCAGCAGAGUGCUCAGCAGCAGCUGCAACAGCAACAACAGCAGCAGCAGCAGCAACAACAUCAGCAACAGCAUACCCUCCAACAUCAGCAAUUUGCACACAGCAGCAGCAAUCUCAAUGGCCAACCGUCGCAACAGCAGCUAACGCUCAACAAUCGCGCCAAGAGUCAACAGAACUUCCAGCACACGCUGCGCAUGCAGCAAAUGCUGGCACCUUCCAUGCCCAACAUAAGCAACAUGUAUCAACAGCAGCAACAUCAGCAGCAGCAACAGCAGCCGCCACAGCAACAGCCGAUGAGUGCCAGCCAAAGUAUGCAGAAUGUGAAUGAGUUUAUGCCCGGCUAUCAGAAUGGUGGACUCGAUUAUCAGCAGCAUGUGCGUCGCAGUCAGCUCCACGAUCCAGCAACACUCUACGAGCUGCAGCAGCAACAGCAACAACAACAACAGCAGCAGCAGGCGUCGCCCAAUUUCAUUGCGUUGCCACCGAAGCCAAUGGGCAGUCUGCAAUCGCCAAGCAAGUCUGCAGCGCCGCCAAGCACCGCUCCCAAACCGCAACAGCAACAACAGCAGCAACAGCGACUUCAGCAGCAGCUGCAACAACAACAACAACAGCAGCAGCAGCAACAACAGGCAGGUUAUAUGCCCAGUCUGGUGAUGGGUGAGGAUAAGCCACCAUUGCCGCCAACUGCCACGCAUCCGCUCUUCAAGGCAACGCAGCAGCUGGCGCCGGGCAUGAACUAUGUGGCCAGCACCUUGGAUCCUCCUAAAGGAAGUUACUUGCCCGCCAAUCAGGCAGCUGCUCGCCCAUUGCACAGCGGCAGCAAUCCCUGGGAGCGCGAGGAGCGUGAAAAGGAUCUAGAGAUGCGACGCGAGCACAUACGUCAGUGGAGGGAGCAGCAAAUUGCCGAGUUGUCGGGCACAUUGACGCGAACGCCACAGCAGGAGGAGCAGCUGAAGACGCUGAUACUGGAGCGUGACUUUGAGCGGCGUGCGCAAGAGCUGCAGGAGCAGGAGGAUGAUCAGGAGCAGCAAUACGACAAGGACAAUGUGCAGGAACUGUUCCGGCUAUCAGCCAGCAGUAGUGCCAUACAGACGCCCGUCACCAGCUACCGCCAGACGGACAUCAAGCUGGCCGAGAUCAGCGAAAGCAGUCCCGUUGAAGCGGUUGCUCCGCCGCCUCCACCACCUGCGGCGGUCAGCACGCAGCAGCCGAAGAGCAUACUGAAGCAUAAUCGUUACUCGGAGAGUGGAGCUGGUGGUAGCACAACCGGUGCUCCCUCCUCGCCCUCCAAGUCACAGAAGUCGGCGAGCUUCGCGGACGAGCGUCAUCUGCAGACAGAGCAUCCGAUAUCCAGUCUGGCCAAGGAUCUCACGCAGCUGAGCAUGCUCGACAAGGACAACAACAACGACACGGCGCUCGAUGGUUCAGUGCCUCCUCCGCCUCCACCAGAGCGCAACAGCUCGUAUCUGAUAAUGUCACAACAGAAGCUGAGAACGAGUGUUGGCGGUGGCAACUCGUCGAUGGGUCUGCUGAAGACGGCGACCAGCAAUCAGGCGGCCGCUGCUGCAGUGGAGAUCAAGAAGGCAGCCUUGCACAGCAACAGCAACAACCACUCGAGCAACAACAACAACAAUAUCAAUAAUAACAAUUUAAGUGGCAGCCUCAACAACAAUAACAACAACACAAUGCAGGCAUCGCCGCUGAGCGCCAUGGAAUUGAAUGCAGCCUACGUGUCGGCAACGGGCAGUGGAAUGAGCUUGGGAGGAUUGGGCACGCCGCCACCGCUGCUGCAGCGGGACAACAAGCGUGUGAGCUUCCACGACGAGGAGAACAAUAUGCUGGGCAUGCAUAGUCCGCAGCAGCAACAGCAGCAGCAGCAAUACUUGCUGGACAACUACACGUUGGAGCAGGACUUGGACACUAUUCGCGAGGAUGCCAGCUAUCUGCAGCACAAUCUGGAUGCCUCGAUGUUGCCAUCGAUGCCCUCCACACCGGAUGCGGCACUUUGGAACACCACAGUGCAAUCAACGCCCGGCGUCAUUGGCGCCCAAGAGGUUUACAGGGAUCCCAGACAGCGGCGUCUGGCCGAAAAGCAACAGCAACAGCAGCAACAACGAGCUGGCGAUGCGGUGCCUGAGAAAUUGUCAUUUAAGGAGAAGAUGAAGAUGUUUGCAUUGGAAUCGGGCGAGGAUAAUACGCCCAAGGAUAAGCUGAAAAUAUCACGGGCUCAACGGGACAUUGAUGCAGUGCACUGAGUGCGGCCAACAGCGAGCAGCCGCAAAUCAAUGCGAUGUACAUACACACACACUCUAACAUACAUAUUUACACCUAAAUCACGAGUACUCAGUUGAAUUGGGGGGCCAAGUUGUUACCAUAGAAUAGCGAUAUAUAGUAGCAAACUAUAUUUACUUACAUACCAACUACAUACAUACAUACAUAGCACAUAUGACAACCUAACGAAUUUGCUAAGCAAGGCAAUAAUAAACAAUCCAUAGUUAUCGCGUUCCAAUUAUUAGAUCGCAUAGUUGCGUAGUACUACGAGUAGUUGAAAAGUCGAGUCCAACAACAAAACGUUAACUGAAAUCAAUUAGUGAAAAGCAAAAUUAGCAUAUUAUAUCGUAUAUCUAAAGAACAACUAAAAUACAUAUGUAGCAAUCGGUACGUACAUAUAAUUCUAUAUAAAUAUAUACAACAAUUAUUAUGAAGCGCCUAUAAGACAGGGCAACGAAAGUUGGGCGAGCCACAUUUGUAAAGCGGUUUUAAACAUUAUUCUUUACCUACUACUGAAACACACACACAUAUAUAAAAAACAUAUGUAUAUAUAAUGUAUGUCAAUAUAUGCAAAACACAACUUGUUGCAUCAAAAACAAAAACAAAUAUGGAAAUAUUAAGUAUUUACCUUAAUGAUAACAAAUAUGUAAAUGAUGUGCGUUAGUUUAGAGAUAUUUACCUGGGAAUUGUGCGGAACAAACACGAAAUGUUUAUUAUUAUAGGAAAUUAUAAGCCACGACGUCAUAAAACAAAUGGUCCAAUUAUUCAAUUAUUAACAAAGAAACAAAACAAAUUUAUAUUUACAAAAAAAAAACAAAACAAAAGAUUCACAUAUAUAAAUAUAUAUUUUUAAUUACAACAUUUUUCGUACACCUUUUAAAGCAACAAACAAAGAAAAACGAAAACUAUAUAACAAAAAAGAAA